CGUCUUGACUAUUCUUGCGAACAUAAAAUAUAGAGGACGAACACGAUGUCUUCGUUGUUUGGCAAGAAGCACAAAUCGCAUCACACCGGAAGCAAAGAGCGCAAUGCGAAACUGUUGUUGAAACGGAAACAAGAGGAGAUAUCUGCUGUAAGCAAAGAAGAAAAUGGUUCUGGCGAACGUGCAGCGGAAAAAAGCGACACGAGCUUCGACGAUGUUCCAGCGUUAUCUCCCUGGGCAGGCUUUGAAGACCUUGGAUUGACCGAUCCGCUUGUCGAAACUUGCAAAGCUCUGGGAUUCAAACGUCCUACGCCCGUGCAACGACACAUUAUUCCUUUUUUGUUGCGGAAUGAAUCGGCUCAUGUCUUGGCGUUGGCUUCGACGGGAAGUGGAAAAACAGCAGCAUUUGUCCUCCCCAUUUUGAAUCGGCUGUCGGCCGAUCCCUAUGGCAUUUAUGCCGUGAUUGUCAGUCCGACGCGGGAACUCGCGAAGCAGAUCCAUCAGCAAGUGUUGGCUUUGGGAAGCUCCUACAAUAUCGAAUCGACGUUGGUAGUCGGUGGCAUGGACAUGACGAAACAAUCAUCUGCACUGGAGCAUCGGAAGCCUCAUUUUGUAGUUGCAACACCCGGCCGAUUGGCGGAGUUACUUCGCGGACCGAGUCCACCGAAGCUCCAACACGUUCGAUUUUUGGUGCUGGACGAGGCCGAUCGACUCCUGACAGCCAAUUCGGGGUUCGAAAAGGAUGUCGCGGAAUUGCUCUUGCAUUGCAAUCGGAACAAGCGGACGCAGUGUCAAACAUUACUCUUUAGUGCUACAAUGACAAGGAGCUUGGAAAGUGUCGAAGAAAUUGCGGGGGCUGGAAAAGGGCGAUUGCCGCUCAAGAAAUUUGUGAUCAAGUCUGACGAAAGCAACAAAAAUAAGCGACAGAAACUUGGUGCGGAGAACGAAGAAACUAGUGAAGAAAGUGACGAUGAAGAUGGUGUGGUUGAAUGUGGAAAUGACGAAAGUGACAGUGCCGAAAACGAAGUCGAGAGGAAGAAACGUAUUGAAGAGGCCCUCACACCACGAAUUCCUGCAGGCUUGAAGCAAGAAUACAUUUUUAUGCCAUCCAGAGUCCGAGAUGCUUAUCUUUUAACAACUAUUCGAAAUAUAUUGUCGAAUGGAGGACGGGCAAAAGAUUCCAAAGGUCGCCAUGCUUGGAGAGGGGGGAGGAAGGUUUCCCUGGGUAGAGGCGAAGACGAGAACAGCGACGACGAAGAGGAAGGGAAGUCUCGGUCGGCUAUUGUAUUCGUUGCUACCUGUGAACGCGCAGCGUUGGUCUCAGGAAUAUUAAACGAAGUUGGAGUAGAAAACGUGGCAUUACACUCGUUGCUCACGCAGAAUCGACGACUAGCUGCCCUUGGCAAAUUUAAGUCCCAACAGGUUCGGGUAUUGGUUGCCACAGAUAUCGCCAGUAGGGGUCUCGAUGUACCCUCCGUGGACUUAGUGAUCAAUUCAGAAUUACCCAGAAACCCAACGUCCUAUGUCCAUCGUAUCGGUAGAACUGCAAGAGCAGGUCGCCGCGGCCGUGCCAUCAGUUUGGUUUCCGAACAAGACGUAUCCUUGGUUCAUGCAGCCGAAGAAAUCACUGGACGACCUCUCGAAAAAUGUUCCGAAAUUACCGAUGAAGCCGCCAUACGGAUGUUGGGGCCAGUGACCAAGGCGGCUCGUUUGGCCAAAAUCAAACUGAUGGACAUUGGAUUUGACGAAUUGGUGAAGAAAUUCAAAGAACGCAAAGCACGCGAUCGGAAAGAACGCCAAAGAAUCGAGCGAUCGCUCCGGAAACAGGCCAAGAAAGCAGAAAGAAAAAAACAAGCCGAAACUGCGUAGAAAAUCGUUGGACGCCUUUUCACGAAAAAGUCUUCGUUGUUUUGAAUCUAUUUGAUUCAUGUUGUAGUAGACUCGAUGAUUCGUAAACUUUGUCCCAGAUACAGAAACGUAGAUUGAAGACCAUUGCAUACCAUCUUAGAAGUGCAGAUAGAAGUAGCAUUGAUACAUCGAAAGUGAUCUCAGAGAAUAAAACAUACAAGGGACAUGAGCACAUAUCAUCACAACUUUCUGAAGAAUGAAUUUCGAAGGAAAAACAUUAUGUUAACAUUUGAAUGACAGUCCUACCGAGAGGAAUAACUGCAACGGCCAAAGUUUACGUGCUAUCGAUCUACAUCGAUACAUAUACAAAACAAAGAGAACGCUGACUCUUUGUAUCAGAUAGAAAUCUACCAGAUUAAAUUAGGAAAACAACA
Molecule: messenger RNA, 2279 nt
Organism: Pseudo-nitzschia multistriata
Lineage: Eukaryota; Bacillariophyta; Bacillariophyceae; Bacillariales; Bacillariaceae
Source: the annotation of a GenBank genome assembly